Messenger RNA from Tetrahymena thermophila SB210, 2967 nucleotides. RefSeq names its product kelch motif protein. The transcript is spliced from 12 exons. Gene Ontology annotation, molecular function: protein binding. Lineage: Eukaryota; Ciliophora; Oligohymenophorea; Hymenostomatida; Tetrahymenidae. The record is from RefSeq and is a predicted model, not a curated record.
AUGAUCAAAUCAGCUAGAAAUCCAUUAUUAAACUCAUCUUCAUUACAGUCAGCAUCUAAUCGGUAGAGUGAAGAAAAAACCAAUCAAUUAGAAUAAAACUAUGAUGGCUCUGAAAACAAAAAAGAGUAAAAAAAGAGCUUAUUUGAUAAUCAGAACUCUACAUAACAAAGCAACCAGAAUUCAAUAUCAUCAUCCAGCACUAUUCAAGCAAAAGAUCAGCAAGAUGAAGAAGAACCAAUUGCAAAGGAAAAAGGAUUUUUCAACUAUUUCGAAGCAUAUUAUCAUGGUAAGAAUGGAGAAACUAUAUUUAAGAACUAUUUUUAGCCAUAAGUUUUUGCUAAUGAAAUGAAAAAAAAUAAACUAAAAAUAUCAGAUUUAACUAUAACAAAAUACAAUAGCUCUAUCAUUUAAAGAGAAGAAGAUAAAAAUGGAUAUUCAUAUUUUAACGAAAAUAUGAAUAAUUCUGCUUUUUUAAAGUCAGUUGGAUGUCUUAAAGUUAACUUUACUCCUAUUUUCAGUCUACCAAGAAUAUAAUAUUAAGAGCUAGAUAAAGACCAUAAUUAAAAUGAAGGUGACCUUAAAACAAGGAAAUUUAUUACAUAAGGAAUAGAAAAGAAUAGUAGUGGAUUUGUUUCAUUUGAUAAGAUUAAAGAUAUGAAUGAAAUUUUACUUUCAACUAUUGAGAAAGACUUUUAAGAAUAGUAUAAAAGUUAAUCUAGCACAACAAAUUUGUUAAAAUUGUCUAAAGAUCUCUUUUUAAGUAAAAGUGAUUCUAAAGAAGUACAAUCAAAUUACAAUAGCACAAGGAGUUUUAUGGAAAAAUCAUUUAAUCAAAUAGGUGAUAAGAGCUAUAUAAAAAAUAGUUAUUAUUCUAAUAAAUAAAAGCUUAAAUACACCCUUUAGCAUAAUAAAUUUCAUGAAAAUUAAUUGAAAAUGUUUGACAUGAAUGAACAAAUGAAAAGUAUUUAAAGACUAUAAAAUAUUAUUGAAUAAUAAUAGUAAAUUAUUAUGAAACAGUAAUACAGAAAAUAUCCUUCAUCUCACAUCACCUAAAAUCAAAAAAACCAAUUUUUAAUAUAAGAUAUUAGUUAAUAAAUAUAAGAUCGAUAAGAAACAGAUAGAAAUUAUGACACUAUUUAAGUUAAUCAGAAACCAGGUAAUAACUAAAAUAAAGAUAUGUUAGGCGAAUCUUUAAGAUCUUUUAGAAGUAUUUUCUCUAUUAGAGGCUCAAUAGCCUCACCUGAAAGUCCAUCAUCUCCAAAAAGAAUUAGCAUCAUGAAAAGUAUUAGUAAAAAUUAAACAAAAAAUCAAUCACCAAAGAGUAAGAUUAAAAAGAAUCUUGCAAACCUGAUUCCUUGCUACAUAUUAAGGAAUGAAGAGGUUAAAUGGAAACCAGAAGUUAGAGAGCUAUUUAAAAUAGCUUUCAAUGGAGCUACUAUUUAUAUGUAUGGAGGUUGUGCUAGUAAGCCUAUGAGCGAUCUUUGCACUUAUGAUGUUUAAACUAAUCAUUGGAGUCUUGUUGAUAAGUUACCAGCAGAAGAAGGAAGAUACAAUCACAUGAUGGCGAUGUACAAAAAAAAUUUAAUCGUUUUCGGCGGAGAAAAAUUAGAUGCAUAAUAUGAGCAAAAGCAAAAAGUAUAUUAAAAUGAUACAAGGAUUUUCAAUACUGAAAAAAAUGAAUGGAAGUAUUUGAGACCAAGUGGAGAUAUCAUAGAACCAAGGAGAAAUUCUGCAUGUUGUGUUGUAGGUAGAUAUUUUAUUAUCUAAGGUGGACUAAAUUAAAAAGGAGUUUUUUUAAAUGACUUGUGCAUUUUGGAUAUUGCAAACUAAAGAUGGAGCUUUGACUUGCACGAAGAUAGAUACAGUUAUAUGUUAUAGGGUAGAGCUUUUCAUAAAGCAUGUCCUGUCUAUCAUCCUGAUAAAAAGCAUAUAGAUUUAUUCAAGGAUUCAACAGAAAAAAUGUCAGAAAAAUAAUUAAAUGAAGUAAAGCAUGAAGGAAUAUAUUUUUUUGGAGGCUAAUUAUAAAAUGGAGAGGCAAGUAAUUAGCUCUCUAUUUUAGUCACAAGCACAAGACCUAUGCACUUUAUAUAACCAUAGACUAUUGGUAAGAAGCCAGAGCCCAGGUAUAAUCAUAGCUUGACUUAUAACUCGAAAUUAAAAAUACUAGUAGUUUACGGAGGUAUGAACGAAAAUCUUUAAAACGACCAAACUUUCUACGAUGACCUCUUUAUUUUAUAGCUAAAUGAUUUAUAAUGGUUUGAAUGUGCAACAGUUGGUUUUGGGCUAUAAAAUAGAGCUAAUCACGAAGCUGUCUGUUUCGAUACAUAACUAUUGAUUUUUGGUGGAAUAGGAGAGUAAGGAUUUUACUCUUUUGAAGUUUUAAAAAUAGAACUAGAUAAAUACAAAUCAAGAAAAUACAUUAUAGAGCACUAAAUGAAUGAAAAAUAAAGAGAAAUCUAAGCUUUAAAAAAGGCAAAAACAAUAAAAGGUAACCUAAAUACUUCAUCAAUUAAGAGAUAAGAAAAAGUAAAGGAACACGAAGAAUUUAUAAAGAACCUCUAACUAGAAUAGGCAGAAAUAAAGAAUAAAGUUGAUAAACUUAACUUUAAAAAUUACAAGUCUUUUAUGCCUUUGCCUAUUAUAUUUACCAGAAAAAAAGAAAUCUCUAUGCAUAAAUAAGAUGAUAGUUUAAAGAAGGAUAAACUUGAUUUAGACAUUUAGGAUCAUGUAGAAUCAGAUAGGAAAAUUAAUGAUCAAAUGUUAAAAUCUUGUUCUCCCAGCCCAACUACAUCUAGAAAAGGUUUAGGAACUCCUAAAAUUGGGCAUUCUUCUUCCCUACAGAUUUAAGAAUAAAAGUUGAAUUCAAAAUUUACUGAUUCAUAAAAUCUAAAAAGAAUGUAGAAUUCUUCUUAUAAGGCAAAUAAUAAUACAUAGGAUUUUACAAGUUAAGUUGUAAAAAUAAAAUGA